Messenger RNA from Trypanosoma conorhini, 2940 nucleotides. RefSeq lists its product as uncharacterized. The transcript has a single exon. Lineage: Eukaryota; Euglenozoa; Kinetoplastea; Trypanosomatida; Trypanosomatidae. Bases 1 to 2940 code for a protein of 979 amino acids. The record is from RefSeq and is a predicted model, not a curated record.
AUGCUACUAUGGGCGUUGCUUUUAGGCGUCGCUGUUGCGGAUGUGGAGGGCAACGGGCGGCUGUGCGGCGGGAGGGGCUUUCGCGCGCCGAUGCGCGGCUUUUGCGCCGGGCUUCUGCGGCUGCUGCUGGGCUGUGUUUUCUUCAGCCUCCUUUCGUGUAGGGAGGCGCUUUCGUUGCGUCGCGGGGCGCACGGUGACUUUGCUCUCGGCAGCAUUUAUGUGCCCCCUGCCCCGCCCGAGGAGAAGGGGGCGGCGACGGUGGUGGGCUGCUUCCCCCGCGUCGUGCUCAGCCCCGGCAACGCAACGUACUACUGCGAAGUCCGCGGCGCCGCGCUACUCCGUGGGUUGAGCCUCUACGCCUCGUACUACACCCCGGAAGGCAGACUGUGCGGCGGCUGGCCGGCGUCCCUGGGGGCGGCGACAAACUGCGUUUCGUUUGUUCCUGCCACUGCCGCCCCGUCCGGGACGAUGACGCUUGUCAUCACCAAGCACUCCGCCUCGGGCGCUGCGCACUUCCUGCCUGUGACGACCAACGCAUCCGUGCACUUUUUGCCUAGCGAAGCCACCCACGCACGCUUCACUGCACCGCUUCCGUACUACGGGUUGCACUUCGCAUGGACGACGAACAUGCCGCGCGAGGACGCUGUGGGCGGUGCCCUACUGGUGCGUGCCGGCGUGGACUGCCCCUCCACCGCGAGAAAGUGCAGUGCGGGGCUUGGCUGCCACAACGUGACCGAUUCGCAUCGACUUCCUUUGCCUGGUAUCUACUCACUCUGCGUCACCGCCGAUGGCUGGCGCGGCCACUAUCUACCGUGGGGCCAAUCCCUCCUUGAGGUGAAGGCGCUGGUGACGGUCCCGCUCUACCUCGUGAGCGGAGCACGGACGAGCAUCAAGGCGUACGAUGCGGCACUGGGCAGUCCCUUCUCCCGGGCGCAUCGGGUUUUUCUGACGCCGUGCUUGGGCGUCCCUUGUGAAAAGAGCGACACAGUCUCCGUUGAAAGCGUGGUGCACGUCGACACGUGUCGAAGGGCGCCCCUCUCGCAUCGCGUCUAUUACUCGGAAGAUCGCCCGCUUUACCUACAUCCCUGGAAUUACGCGGUGUGCGUUGAGCUUUCGCCUUGUACGGGCGCUGCCUCGUGUGGCGUGACGCCCUCGGCGUUGCCCGUGACAGCUCUUGUGAACGCCUUUGUGCUCGCAGUUGUGGAUGUCUUGGGCGACACGUUGGUGCUUGGGCUGACAGGGGGAGACCUUGGGCGCCGCAGCCUGCCCUACUAUGUGUGUUUUUUGCCCACCACUGCGUCGUGUGACUCGGAGUUGCGCGCGGCGCAUGCAUGUGUGCGGGGCGCGACGCCCAACGCGCCUUUUCUGCACAUCAACCGAAGCCGUGCUCAGUUGCCGGACGCCGUGACCUUGUGUCUCGUGGCGGCGAACACGACCUUUUGGGGCCGCCGCUACGUGUGGGUGCAAAAGCUGGCGAGCGUCACGCUGAGGGACGCCGCCUCUGUCUCCGAUGGACGUCGCGUUCCUAAGGCGCUGAUCGUUGCGAUUGUCAUCGGCGUUGUUACCGCCACUCUUUUGGCAGUAGACGUACUAGUGCGUUGCCACCUGCGCCGUCGAAGGGCACGCCGGGUUGCCUCCGGUGUGGAGGUGGCAGGUGAGCCCGCCGUGCGUGAGCCGGACGCCGUUGGACCGCGCCUGAACCCUUUGGUGGGUGCGGGUCAAAAAGAAGUGGAUCUCGCCGCCACGCAUGCACGCCGCGGCACGGAGGGCGCGGACCUCGGUGUGCCUUUCACGCCUGUCUCAGCGCUGCCCGCGGCGGAGGACGGGAGGCGGCGCCCGCCACCCGGAGGCCGUCGCCGGUUAGAAGAAGACGCCUCUGCAACGGUCAACCCCCACCGCGGUGCCUCGCCGGAAACUGUGAAGCCUCCUGCGCCGCCGCUUGCGUCUCGUGAGGAGUCCACGAAUCUUCAUUAUGCCCAGAGAGACACCUCCGUCUUUGAGGCCGCGGACACGGGGGCUUGCGUUGCCGCAAACGGGGCCCUCACGGCCGCUAAUAACCCGUCGCAGGUGUCCGGUGCGGCGGCACUGUACGCAGGCCUGAGGCCCAGAGGGGGCGAGGUUGGGCCGGCCGGUCGCAGGGCACCUUCCGCUGCGGUGGAGGAGAGGGGUGCUCCGCAGCAUGCAGCGGUAGCCGAUUCGGCCACGAAUGCCGGUCAUGCUUUAUUCGCACGGGAUGAGCCGGCACCUCCUUCACCGCCGCCUGUUACGGCCGCCCGCGUCACCCUCAAGACGCAAGAGCCCUCCGAUGAGCUUCCUGCGCCGCAGGGCUCUGGUGCCGCAACGCGAGAAGGCGAGUCGAAGGUGCUACAUGCCGCCAACUUCGCUGCCGCCGUGGUUGACACGGCUAGAUUCGACGCACAGCAUAGCGGGUGCCGAGCACUGCUGCCGGCAAUUGGGCAGGACAAACCUCCUCCACGUGAAGGGGCUCAUUCGAUGGGCAAAUCUGAGAGGCAAGCACAGGCUGGGCGUGAAGUGUCAGGAUCCAAUGCGACUGCUGCCUCCUGCGCCGUCAGUGUGGGUUCAAUGCGGGACUUGACGCGGGGCUCACGCGGAGAAAAAGAUGUGGGGUCGCUGACGAAGCAGGCAGUUGGCGCAACAUCCACCAAUGAGCCGGGAGUGAACACGAGUUGUGCGUCCACCAGCGUCGUCGCUGCCGCGCCCGUUUUGGGGGCUGGUAUGUCGACGACGACGUCCUCCACAGCAACAGUUUCUCGAUCGAUGAGUGAAGAGCUGCCAUGUGCGCUCUGCCUCGAUAGAAUUGGGCAGCCUCCGGGCAUGACUAGUUGCGGAUGCCGUGAGCGUUCCCCAACUGCGGAGCUGGCGACUUCUCUCGGAGAAAGCGAAUGUGAAACUGUUGGCACCCUGAGCUCUUCGUCGUGA